Messenger RNA from Eurypyga helias (sunbittern), 1911 nucleotides. Its product is annotated as netrin-4-like. Gene Ontology annotation, biological process: cell migration; substrate adhesion-dependent cell spreading; basement membrane assembly. The transcript has 10 exons. Gene Ontology annotation, cellular component: laminin trimer. The record is from RefSeq and is a predicted model, not a curated record. Bases 1 to 1911 code for a protein of 636 amino acids. Gene Ontology annotation, molecular function: protein binding. NCBI's taxonomy places the organism in Eukaryota, Metazoa, Chordata, Aves, Eurypygiformes, Eurypygidae.
AUGCAGCAUAAAGGCAUCAUGCUGAUUGUGUUCUUGCAGUAUUUUAUUUCUGGCCAUGGGGAAGCAGAUCCCAUGAGGCUACGAGCCUUUCGCUGUAAUGGCCGUUCUUGCAACCCUCCAGUGGGAAACCUCGCAACCGGGAGGACACCAGUCACCCUUACCACAUGUGGCCAGAACAGUACAGAACUGUACUGCUUCUACCCAGACCAGAAUCUCCUCCAUCAGGUCUCCCAAGGCUGUGGGCAGCCUCGCUGCACCAAAUGCAAUGCCAACCAGCCUGAUAACUCCCAUCUCCCCGCUGACAUGACAGAUGAUUUCUUUGCAAACCCCAUCUCCUGGUGGCAGUCUGCCCAAGGGGUACACAGAGAAGAAAUCAGAAUGGACUUUGAAACAGAGUUCUACCUGACCCAUGUCAUUGCUGUAUUCAAGUCACCUCGCCCAGCUGCAAUGGUGUUGGAAAGAUCCCAGGACUAUGGGAAGACUUGGAGGCCUUACAAGUAUUUCUCUGUCAACUGUACAGCAACUUUUGGGCUCCAGGAUGAUCUCAUUGAGGAGGGUUCCAUGUGCACUUCCAGGUAUUCAGAUGCAGUACCCUGCACCAGAGGAGAGGUGAUUUAUCGUGCCUUAAGUCCAGCUAACAAGAUUGAAGACCCCUAUAGUCUUGAGGCUCAAGAUCUCCUGAAGCUCACCAACCUCCGCCUCCUUUUGUUAAAUGAAUGCCCAUGCCAUGGUUCAGGGCUGGUAGAGAAACCUCAGAGAUUUGCCCACUAUGCUAUUUAUGACCUGAUCAUCCGGGGAAGCUGCUUUUGCAAUGGGCAUGCAGAGGAAUGCGAGCUGGCCAACAGGACGGGAGUCAUAGAGAACGUGGUCCACGGGAAGUGUGUGUGUAGGCACAAUACGGCGGGGGACCACUGUGAGAAGUGUGCAGCGCUAUACAACGAUCAGCCUUGGAAGCCAGGAGACGGAAAAACAGGGGCACCAAACGAAUGCAGAAAGUGUCGCUGUCACAACCACGCUGAUAGCUGCCACUUUGAUCUGAGCGUUUGGCUGGCGUCGGGAAAGCGCAGUGGUGGAGUCUGCGACAACUGCAAGCAUAACACAGAGGGACAUCGGUGUCAGAGGUGCAAACCGGGGUAUUACCGAGAUAGAGGGAAACCCAUGACUUCUAUAGAGGUCUGCAAACCUUGCGCCUGCCAGCCAAUGGGUUCUGCCAACGCAACUUUCAGCAGAAGCUGGCGAUGCCACCCCAAGACGGGAUUCUGCUACUGCAAGCCAGGUGUGGCGGGCCCCAACUGCGAUAGAUGUCUCAUGGGCUACUGGGGCUUUGGAGAAAAUGGCUGUCGCCCUUGUGACUGUGCCAGAGACUGCGACCAGCAUACUGGAAACUGUUUCAAUGGCUAUGACAAUGAGCCAUUCUUUAACAUCCCCAUUGGGGGACGAAUCCCUGACCUUGUGCAAACGCCAACCAACGAGAGUGAAGAGGAGUGGAAAUGGAAUGAUCAUGAGCAAGGAUUUUCUGCACUGAGGCACCCAGAAAAGUGUGUGUGCAAAGAAAAGGUUCUUGGAAGCGUCGCUGACUUCUGCCAAAUGAAAUAUGCUUAUGUGAUAAAAGCAAGAAUCCUAUCAGCUCAUGACAAAGGGACCCAUGCAGAAGUUGUUGUGAAAGUGAAGAAGGUCCUGAAAUCAGGCAAAGUGAAAAUUGCUCGGAGCAACAGAAGCAUAUACCCAGAAUCCUGGACCAACAGAGGAUGUACAUGUCCUAUUCUCAACCCUGGUACUGACUAUCUUAUAGCAGGCCAGGAAGACUCUAGGACCAGCAAACUCCUUGUGAACAUGAACAGCCUGGUGAAACCCUGGAAAGCAUAUCUGGGGAAACAAGUAUCAGAUAUUCUUCGAACUGGGUGCAAAUAA